Carya illinoinensis is the source of this 1999-nucleotide messenger RNA. RefSeq names its product TITAN-like protein. Bases 165 to 1598 code for a protein of 477 amino acids. Lineage: Eukaryota; Viridiplantae; Streptophyta; Magnoliopsida; Fagales; Juglandaceae. The transcript has 7 exons. The record is from RefSeq and is a predicted model, not a curated record.
CAAAACAAAACAAAACAAAAUUGCAGUUGUAAACUUACAGGCACUUUGACACUCGAAGGCGUGCAGAUGAAGAGAGCCGGAUCCUCUUUUUCCCAAAAGAAUCCGAUCGGCAAAUAGCCUGCAAGGCGUCCCGAUCCGUGCGAGAGAGAAGCGUCGGCACGGUAAUGGAAGAACAAUCGAAAACGCGGAAGCCAAAACCUAAACCUAGAACCAACACGUCGAAGACUAAUUGUGCCUAUGAUAACGGUCAUAACAAGAAGCAGAAGAAGAGCGAGUACGAGUUCUGCAAGGUGUGCAAUCUGAACCACGACCAGGGCCAGCGCCACAAGUACUUCCCCAGUCACAAGACCUCCCUCUCUACCUUCCUCUCUCGGUUCCAAUCCAAGCUUGCUGAUGUCCGUUUUUUCCUCAAGAAUCCCUGCCCUCUCCCCUCCAACCUCGCCUCUCGCAACCGCCUCUGGUGCGUUUUUUGCGACAGCAACAUCGACGAGCUUGGUUGCACCUUCGCUUGUUAUAAUGCAAUUAAUCAUCUAGCGAGUGCGGAUCAUCUCAAGAAUUUGAAGCAUUUUCUAUGGAAAUAUGGUGGUGCGGUGGAUCGCUUGGAUGCUUUUAGGAUUUUAGAAUCUGACGUAGCUAAGUGGGAGAAGAAGUGCAAAUCUUUGAGAAAUGAUGAUGUACUGUCUACUGAAGGGCCUAUAGGACCAGUGCUUGGACCUUCACAUGAUAUCCACAAUGAACUCAACUCUGGAAAUAUUGAUAGUUUUGAAAAUUGUAGUAUCCAAUCUGUUAAAUCAAGUCAUUCAAAUGGUGUUUUGCCUUUACAGUGUUAUACGAAUGAGUAUCAGGUAUCCCAUUCAGGACGCUUCGAAGUUCCAAGUGCUGGAAUGUAUGAGUAUGAUGCUCAAUCUUCUUUACCUGCAGAGACAUGCUCUGGUAAAAAAAUUUCAGAAUUGAUGGAUUUUAGAGUUAACAGGAAUAGCCAACAUGCUCUCCUUUAUGACACAAAAUGCUCAGCUGAUGGAUAUUUCAGUAAUGAAAGGACGUACCAGGUGCAUGAGGAUCAAGGGAUUGUAAAAGGAGAGAGCAGUUUUCAAGGCUUGCAAAAUCUCACAAGAAUUUCUACCUCGGCUGCUGACAAGGCUAUAGAUAAUGUGCAUUCUGGAGCUCCUCCUCCAUGGUUCGAAGCAACUGAAGAAAGUCAGAUCAAUGUUCAACGAAAACCCACAGCAGACAGCCUUAUGUCCCUAAAUAAGUCAGGGAAGUCCAAAAAAUUGAACCCGAAACGGGUUGGAGCUGCUUGGGCUGAAAAGAGAAAGAUUGAGCUUGAGAUGGAGAAAAGAGGAGAGAUUGUCAAUAGUGACUGCACUGCUAACUGGCUUCCUAACUUCGGUAGAGUAUGGCAAUCUGGCAGCCGAAAAGAAUCUAGAAAAGAGUUUAUGAUGGAGAAACAAGAAUUUAUCAAGCCUGAAAGUAAAUCUGAGAUGCCAGUUAAGAUACAACCUUACGUCAGCAAGCGAAUGGUGAGCUCCAAAUUUUCGCAUGCCACUUUCGAAGAGAAGCAGGUGAAUGAUCAUAUUGGAGACACAAAUGACAAAUGACAAAUGUUGCGGGCCUGGUGGCUGUCAUGUUAGAGAAUCACUGCAUGUAUUCACCCCUUCCCUAUGCCAAGUUUUUAUUGGAGAUUAAAUAGAGUACCGAUCUUGUAGCAAGAAUUGGAAGCAGAGUUGGUGCAAUGCAGCCUAAAAUGGGUUAUAUAGUUACUAGGUCAUUGUACAUUAAAAGAAAAAAGGACCACUACGUAUAAUCAAUGACAUUGUAGGCAUUUUGUCUGUUGUGCCAAAUGCAUUCAACACAAUCCUUUUUCCCACAUCUCAUAUAUGCAGGAUCAAUUUUUGGUAGAAUCAAUGUUACCAUGUAAAGAACGUAUAUAAUAGCUGUGAUCCUGAGUUUUAACAGUUCCCUCGAUUUCUAGAUUGCGAGAAGCUGCUUCUGUCUGAAA